AUGCAGGCUGAGCCCUUCCCUGAGCCCAGCGCCCGGGCGGCAGGAAGCCGGCCCAGGAGGCUGCGGGUCCCUGCAGCCCAGGAGCACCCUGACUCCCCUGACCUCAGCGUGGUGGAUCUGGGGCUCCUGCUGCUCAGCCUCCUCAGGAGGGGUCCUGGCCUGAUGCCCGGGGCCAUGGGGCUUCUCGGGGCCUCCCUGCUGGUGAGACAGGGCCGGGGGCUGCACGGGGCUCUGGUCCCGGCAGGAAGCCCGUCUGAGAGCCGGGGGGGAGGAGACGGUCCCCGACACGGCGGAACGAGCCUCGCGGGGCUGCUCGUGGCGGCGGGGGCAGAACCCGGGACGGUGCGUGUCCUUUCUGCUCCCCGGGCCGUGGCUUCCCCUCCCCGGCGCGUCUGCGGCCUGGACCCCUGUGCCGCGCCCGGCUCUCUGCUCACCGUGAGGCAGUCAGCCUCCCUGAGCUAUCCCUGCAACGGGGAGUCCUGGGUUAUCUCCUAUCCACUGACAUCUGCUGGGUGGUAUCCAGGCAGUGAUUUGAGCUGCAAGUUUCUCCUUUAUGUUUCUGGAGUGGGCAGAGGCGUGUCCAUCAGCACCACCUGCCUCCUGAGUGUGUUCCAGGCCAUAACCAUCAGCGCCUGGGGUGCUAGGUGGGCAGGGCUGAGAGAGAAAGCUCCCAGGUGCAUCCUGCCCUGCAUUGCCCUGUGCUGGGUCCUGAGCCUGCUGGUUAAUUCCAUCUUUGCCGUGUUCAUUGGGGGUAAUUUGAGUGACAAAAAUGACACAGGCAGGAAAAGGUUUGGGCAGUGUUCCUCUGUUCGUCACGACCCAGCCAGUGACAUCUUAUACGGGGCUUUGCUCUCCUUCCCCGAUGUUGUGUUUUUUGUGACCAUGUUCGGGGCCAGCAGCUCCAUGGUCUACACCCUGUCCCGGCACAGGCAGCGGGUCUGGCACCUUCACGGGUUCGCCUCCUCCACGUCCUCCCCCGAGUCUAGGGCCACUCACACCAUCCUGCUCCUGGUGAGCACCUUCGUCUGCUUUAACAUCAUUUCCUCUGUGCUGAAGAUGGUUGUGGCUGUUAUGUAUAAUCCCAACUGGUAUGUUUAUAACAUCAAUACAGUAAUCACCCUGUCUUUCCCGACUCUCUGUCCUUUUCUGCUCUUGAGCCGGGAACCCAAGGUGUCCCUGCUGUGCUCUGCCCUGAUCAGGAGUAGUAAAUGCCACAAUCCCUUGAGAAACAUGUAA
This is a messenger RNA of Talpa occidentalis (Iberian mole), 1236 nucleotides long. Its product is annotated as vomeronasal type-1 receptor 4-like. The record is from RefSeq and is a predicted model, not a curated record. Gene Ontology annotation, cellular component: membrane. NCBI's taxonomy places the organism in Eukaryota, Metazoa, Chordata, Mammalia, Eulipotyphla, Talpidae. Gene Ontology annotation, molecular function: pheromone receptor activity. The coding region runs from base 1 to 1236 and encodes 411 amino acids. The transcript has 5 exons. Gene Ontology annotation, biological process: G protein-coupled receptor signaling pathway.